Messenger RNA from Carassius carassius (crucian carp), 1787 nucleotides. Its product is annotated as noggin-1-like. The coding region runs from base 254 to 907 and encodes 217 amino acids. The record is from RefSeq and is a predicted model, not a curated record. Lineage: Eukaryota; Metazoa; Chordata; Actinopteri; Cypriniformes; Cyprinidae. The transcript has a single exon. Gene Ontology annotation, biological process: dorsal/ventral pattern formation; negative regulation of BMP signaling pathway; negative regulation of cell differentiation.
UACGUCACAGGGUCGCGCGUGUAUAUAUCGGAGGUCCGCGUGAGAGAGGCAUUCCCAGAGUUUUGGCUCGCGCUGGUGUCGCGUGCGGGACUUUUAACGCGUGAUGCUGCGCACGUCUCCGACGUAUUUAACCACCAGCAGGACCGUCUGACGCAGGAAACCGUACGACUGAAAUGGAGUGAUCCAGCGUCUGAGCGCUUUCGAUUCGCAUCGGAUAAAGUUUGUGUGAAUUUCCCCCUUUUUUCCGCUCACGAUGGAUCUCCCGCAGUGUUUGGUGGCCGUGUACCUGUUGCUGGUGUCCCUCGCUCAGUGUCAGCACUAUUACCUCCUCAGACCCAUGCCAAGUGACACUUUACCCCUGGUGGAGCUCAAGGAGGACCCCGACCCCAUCUACGACCCGCGGGGGGAGGACGUAAACGAGACCGAGCUGAGAAGCGCGCUCGGGGACUUUGACAGCCGCUUCCUGUCCGUCAGCCCUCCUCAGGACCGCUACACGGGCAACGAGGACCGGGACGAGCUGGACCUCCAGCAGCAGAACCCCACCGGGCUGAUGCCCAAAGACAUCAAGAACCUGGAUCUGGACGUGCAGUGGGGCAAGAAGCGCAAAGCCAGCAAGAAACUGAAGCGCAGGCUGCAGAUGUGGCUGUGGUCCUAUUCGUUCUGUCCGGUGCUGUACGCGUGGAACGACCUCGGCGCGCGCUUCUGGCCGCGCUUCGUGCGCGCGGGGAGCUGCUACAGCAAGCGCUCGUGCUCGGUGCCGGAGGGGAUGGUGUGCAAACCGGCCAAAUCCACGCACAUCACGCUGCUGCGGUGGAGGUGCGUGCAGAGGCGAGGCGCGCUCAAGUGCGCGUGGAUACCGGUGCAGUAUCCCAUCAUAACAGAGUGCAAAUGCUCGUGCGCGAACUGACCAAGCAUUAACGGACAUCAAAACUUCGAUCAGAUGCUUAUUUCUGGAAAAAGAAAAAAAAAUUCACAGACUAAUAAGAACUUUCUUAUUUCUGGACAUUAGCUGCAGCUGAUGCUGAUUGUGGAAAACUGUAUUACUGUACACAAUUUGAUCUGAUACAUAUUUCUAGAUUUUAGUUUUAAAAACUCUGAAACAUUUCAGGAACAACACGAUAAAUGAAAUUUAAUCUCAUACAUAUCUCUGGAAGUUAUGAACAAUGUUUUAUUUUGUAUUUUGGUAACACUUUAUGUUAACUAAGUCAUUAACAAAAGUAAUGCUGAAGAGAUCAAUAAGUAUACACACACACACACACACACACACACAUAUAUAUAUAUAUAUAUACAACUUUUCAGAAACUGUUUGAAUGUACAGAUGAUUUGAUGAGCAUUAUGUAUUAUAAUAUGAUUAAUAAUACGUAAUAUGCAUUAUGUAUUAAAAUAAUGUCUGUUGCCGUUCAUAUUAAGUUAUUAUAAAGUGUUGCGGUUUAUUUUUUUUAUGCACUAUCAUGUGUAGGAAUGUAUUGUAUGUAUAUGUCGUGCCAUCAUAUAAUGAUCUAGCUUCUUGUAAAAAUCCAGUAUUAUGUGUAUUAUUCAGAGUCUACUGUAUUUGUGGGAAAUAUUGGUUAACGUUGUAUUUAUAUUGCAGAGAGCGGUCCAUGGAGCCAUUUGAGAUGUUUUAUAAGGUUUUCUAUGAUGAUGUGAUGACCUUUAAAUCUAUUCUGGAUUUUUAACGUCCUGCAGCUGUGACAGCUGCUUCAUGUUGAAGAUCUGUCCUGUAAAUUAAGAUGAACUGUUAUUUAUUCUUUAUAUUCAGAUAAUAAAAUAUCAGUGAAAACCACAAG